CGUUUCGCGUACACGCUAUACGUCGAAAAUGUUAAGUCCCUUUAGAUUCUUGGUGGCUUACGUGCCUAAGUUACAUGGAUUGGCACAAGUAAGGUACGCAUCGCAAGUAUUGCCACAACUGUCAGCUGAAAAAUACAAUGUUAAAAGGAAAAAUUAUGCAAAUGUUCAUAAUUCAGAUAUAAAUUACUUCAAAUCAAUACUUGGUGAAGAGAGAGUGUUGACUGAUAAAGAUGAAGUUAUGCCUUUUAACACCGACUGGCUAAGAAGUUGCCGAGGGCAAUCACAAGUAGUGCUGAAGCCAAAAUCUACUGAAGAAGUGUCUCAGAUUCUGUCUUAUUGCAAUAAGAAGUGUUUAGCGGUUUGCCCUCAAGGCGGCAACACCGGUUUGGUCGGUGGUUCAGUGCCUGUGUACGACGAAAUCGUCAUUAACUUGAUGCUGAUGAACAAAAUUAUUAGCUUAGAUGAAAUAUCAGGAGCACUGGUCUGUGAGUCCGGUUGCGUGUUGGAAAACUUGGACACUUAUGUUCGCGAACAUAACCUGAUCAUGCCGUUAGACCUGGGUGCCAAGGGGUCCUGCCAAAUCGGGGGCAACAUUAGUACAAACGCUGGGGGACUGCGACUGCUGCGUUAUGGAAACCUCCACGGUUCAGUGCUGGGGCUGGAAGCUGUGAAAGCAGACGGUACAGUGAUAGAUUGCCUCAGAUCAUUGAAGAAGGACAACACUGGCUACCACUUAAAGCACUUGUUCAUAGGCUCUGAAGGAACGCUUGGAGUCGUGACCAAAGUUGCUAUCCACUGCCCUGUGUUGCCCAAAGCAGUUACGCUUGGCUUCUUCGGCGUAAAGAGUUUUGAAAACAUCCUAGAAUUGUAUAACAGUGCGAAAUCGUCGCUGGGCGAGAUUUUGUCCGCCUUCGAAAUGGCAGACAAUACAGCCAUUACUCACACGGUGAAAAAUCUAAACCUGACAAACCCGAUAGCAGAUUAUCCGUUCUACGUGUUAGUAGAGACGCAUGGUAGUAAUGAAGUACACGAUGGUGAAAAGUUGAGUAGUUUCUUGGAGAAAGAGAUGCAAAGUGGACUCAUAUUGGAUGGAACAGUCACAUCGGAGCCUGCCAAAAUGCAUUCUAUUUGGAAUAUAAGGGAGAGUAUUGCGGCAUCUUUUCUAGUCGAAGGAUAUGUGUUCAAAUACGACGUAUCUCUACCACAAAAACACUAUUAUGAAAUAGUUCCUAAGCUGAAACAGCGAUUAGGGGACAAAGCGUCUUCUGUUAUAGGUUACGGUCAUGUAGGUGAUGGAAACAUUCACAUAAACGUUACAGUACCACAAUAUAAUAAAGAAGUGUUGUCACUAUUGGAGCCGUUUAUAUUCGAAGAAGUUUCGAAAGUUAAGGGUUCCGUCAGCGCCGAGCACGGCAUAGGGUUCCGUAAGCCACAAUUCAUCCACUUCAGCAAGGACUCCACUACGUUGGACUUAAUGAGGGACCUCAAACAACUGAUGGAUCCCAAUGGAAUUCUUAACCCAUACAAAGUAUUACCAGAUACCAAUUAGACUUCAGGCGAAAUAUUCUCGAAUGAUUGUGAUAAUGUAUGAUGGCACAAAGCAUCUUCUGCGAAUAUUAUUUGAACAUUUUAUACCUAGGUAAAUUAGUGAUACCAAUUUUUGGAUUAAUACGAUUGACACUUCAUUGACGUAUCUAGAAGCGAGCAGAGAAUGAUAUACAGACAGGAGCCCAGGCUGACGAGACAAUCGGAUUGUGACGUAAUUAUCAACUUUAUCAGUAAACGCAUUUCAAAGUCCAUACAUCAUUGGAACUAGCGUAAACUAAAAAAAGUUGACCACCAGGAAGAACCCCUUAAGAUACGCAAAUAGACGUUUUUCUUUUCUUAAUAUCAUCAAAGUUUAAGAGCAAUAAGUUACAUUUCUUAUUUCUAUAUUAAAAGUGCAAUCGUAACAAAUAAAAUUUCAUGUGAACCGUAUGAGAUUAGUGAGAUAAUGCCCGGCGAUCAAGGGCCUGUGGUCCCACGCACCGGUUUGUCUUAUUUUAUUAUUUCGUUUAUAUUAUUUUUAUACAGUAAGAAAAAGUAACUGACAGGCGCAAGAAAAAAUAGAAAAGUACAUAAUACGCUGAAAUAGAGAGUUAAAGUCAAUACUGUGUGUAUUACAAUGGGACACAAUGUAUCACAAUGGGACAGCUUAGAAUUUUAAAUAUUAAGACUGA
This is a messenger RNA of Chilo suppressalis (striped riceborer), 2219 nucleotides long. Lineage: Eukaryota; Metazoa; Arthropoda; Insecta; Lepidoptera; Crambidae. The record is from the annotation of a GenBank genome assembly.